AUGAAUAUUGUUAAGGAAAAUUCUAUUAUUUUUUUCAAACUAUGGAGAAAUAUAGUUAUUAAAAAUAAAAUUAUUGAAUUUUUAAGGUUAUAUAAUUUUUAUUAUUUUCCAGUUUCAUUUGAUACGGUAUCAUCGUUUCUUGAAUUUCAAAACAAAGAAUAUUUGAACUCAAUUAAAUUUUCAUUUAAAGGUAAUGUUUUUAUUACAAGUGAAAAUAAUAAUAUUUCCGAAUCAUGUUUAGAAUCUCCAAAAAUUAAUUAUGGUGGUGGUGGUGGAGGUGGUGGUAGAAUUAGUAAUGAUAAAAAUAAUGUUGGUUAUGAUGAAUACUUUAAAAAUAGAAUUGACAACAAAAUGAAUUUAUCAAAUCAAAUAUUUAAAGAAAUAUCAAAUAUACCAAAUGAUAUUACACUGGAGAUUACUACACAUAAUGAAUUUUUAGAUACAUUUAUGUUUCCAAAAAAUAUUAAAACCUUAAUAAUAAAUCUUUUUGGUUUUAAAUUUGAUUUCUCUUUAGAAAAUUAUAAAUAUUUAAAACAUUUAAUUAUUAAAAAAGGUUUUUAUAAUAUAAAUUCAAUAUUUUAUUCAAAUUCAUUAUUAGAAUCAGUAUCGAUUUUCCACGAAGGUAAAUCAAUAGAUUACACAAAUAAAUUAAAUGAAAAUAAUAAAAUCAUUGAAUUACCAAAAACAUUGAAAUUAUUAAAAUUAUCAAAUGAAUAUUAUAAUUAUAUCAAUUUUUCAAAUUCACAAUUAAAAAGAUUAAGUUAUUCAUUUGAGUCACCUCAAAUGAUAAAUGUUGGUACAUUACCAAAUACUUUGGAAACUUUACUUUUAAAUUCAAAAUACCAUUUUCAAUUCUUUGAAAAUGUCUUACCAAAAUCAUUAACUCAUUUAGAAUUUGAUAAUCGUUCAAAUUUUAGUCAUGAAUUUGCUGAAAAUGUAUUACCACCAAAUUUAAAAACAUUAAGAUUACCAAGAAAUUAUAAUGAAAAUUUGAAAAAUUUACCAAAAACCUUAACAAGUCUUAAAAGUGGUAGAAUAUUUCCAAAAUCAAUUUUAUUUGAAUUAACAUCAUUAAUUAAAUUAGAUCUUUCAAAUUGUAUUGAUUUAUCAAAAAAUAAUUUAAAUAUUAAUAAUAAUGAUGAUGAUAAUGAUGAAAAAUUAAAAACUUUAGAAAAUAUAUUACCAUAUUCUUUAAGAGUUUUACAUUUAACAACAUAUUCUAUAAUUUCACCAAUUACAAUAGUUUCAGAUGAAAAUAAAAAUUAUAAUUUAACAAAACUAAUAAUACCAACAUUUAAUAGAGAAUCAUUAAAAAAAAUUGUAAUACCAAAAUCAAUAAAAUCAAUCGAUUUAAAUAUUUAUGAUGAACAUGACUAUUUACAAUCAUUCUAUGAAUUUAAUUUAUUAGAAUCCAUAAGAUUAGGAUUAACACCAUCACUAAUAACUGAAAAUCAACUACCAAAAUAUUUAAAAGAUUUAAGAAUUUAUAGACUUGAUUUACCAUUUAAUUCUAAACAUACACUAAAAUCAAAUAUUUUACCAACAACUUUAAAAUAUUUAAAAAUAUUUUCAUUUCAAAUUCAAAAUUUUAUAAAUUUUGUAAAAAAAAUUAAAUAUAAUUCAAAAAACAAUAACCAAGAAAAUAAUAAAGAAGGAAAAGAAGAAGAAGAAAAAGAAAUUCUUGAUAUAAAAUUAAUAGAUUAUAAAUUACCUUCAUCAAUUAAAAUAUUGGAAAUUUGUUCAAGAACUGAUGUCUAUGAAAAUUGGUUACCAGAAUCAAUUGAAAUUUUAAUUUUACCAGAUUGUUAUUCUAAAAUUCAUUUACCAUUACCAAGUACAUUACAUUCAAUCUAUAUAGACAGUGGAAAUCAUCAAAUUUUAAAUGAUCAUCAAUUAGUAUCCUCUCUUAUGGGAAUUUUAAAACCAAUUGAUUAUUGUUCAAAAAUUUAUAAAAAAUUAAUAAAUAAACAAAUAAAAUUAAAAUAA
Molecule: messenger RNA, 1986 nt
Organism: Dictyostelium discoideum AX4
Lineage: Eukaryota; Evosea; Eumycetozoa; Dictyosteliales; Dictyosteliaceae
Exons: 1
Coding region: 1-1986 (661 amino acids)
Source: RefSeq, a predicted model, not a curated record